GCCACUCCUGGGGAAGCUGCGGAAAGCUGAGCUGAGCCGGGCGCUUUAGCCAGAGCCGGGAGCUGGAAGCCCGGCCGCUCCUUCCUCCCUUUCCCUGUCUCAGGACGGGAUUCAAGUUGCCCCCUUUCCCUCCCCUCGCCUCCUCUUUGGCUUUUGUCUUUCUUCCUUUCUUGGGGAUCCUCGCCCAGCCCUUAAAGUUCCCCGCCACCAGUUUAGGGCAAGUCAGCCAAGGGAGAAGAAGCCAUGCCAUGGUUGUCUUGUAACUGAGAGAUGCACUCUGUGGCUACUGAAAAAUUGGAUAUAUUAAUUGUCAUCUCCGUUACCUGAGGACUUCAGUAAAUUUCAUUUAUUUCUUCUGGACAAGCUCAAUCAAGUGUCUUCUGGUUUUAAGAAAUCAAUCUGAAAAGAACACUGUGAUAUAAAAUGUGUGGCUCCAGCAGUCAAUUGUGAAGAUCAGCAAAGUGAACCAUUUCCUCACUUUGCAUUUGAUGAUGUAAGUGACCUCUGACCAAUGGACAGCUGAACCAUGGACAGGAUAAAAAAACCUUUCUGGACUGUUUUGUUAAAUCAGUCCUUUCCUUCACCCAUGGAAGCCUGUUAACAGAUUACAGUAAGAAAAAAAGGAAGUGGAGACGGGAAGAAAGCACCUUGAAUUGGAAAGCGAUCCUACAAUGAGAAUUACGAGUACUUCUUGUAUCUGCCCAGUCCUAGUUUGUCUCUGUUUUGUGCAGAGGUGUUAUGGAACUGCACAUCAUGGCUCCAUCAAGGUGACCAGAAACCAAACCAAACAUAUAGAAGGGGAAACGGAAGUGCACCAUCGUCCCAAGCGUGGAUGGGUAUGGAACCAGUUCUUUGUUUUAGAAGAGCACAUGGGACCAGAUCCACAGUAUGUUGGAAAGCUACACUCCAAUUCGGACAAAGGUGAUGGAUCAGUCAAAUACAUCCUUACGGGUGAAGGGGCUGGGACUAUCUUUAUUAUUGAUGACACGACGGGGGACAUCCAUUCAACCAAAAGCCUAGACCGGGAAAAGAAGACACACUAUGUACUGCAUGCCCAGGCUAUUGAUAGACGGACAAACAAGCCUCUUGAGCCUGAAUCGGAAUUUAUUAUCAAAGUGCAAGAUAUCAACGACAAUGCCCCCAAAUUUACAGAUGGGCCCUACAUAGUUACCGUGCCAGAGAUGUCCGAUAUGGGUACCUCAGUCCUUCAGGUGACAGCUACAGAUGCAGAUGAUCCCACCUAUGGAAACAGUGCCCGGGUGGUAUACAGUAUUCUUCAGGGACAGCCAUAUUUCUCUGUUGACCCUAAAACAGGAGUCAUCAGGACAGCCUUGCAUAACAUGGACCGGGAAGCCAGGGAACAUUACUCGGUUGUCAUUCAAGCCAAAGAUAUGGCUGGACAGGUUGGAGGGCUGUCAGGAUCAACCACUGUAAACAUAACACUCACCGAUGUCAACGACAACCCUCCCAGGUUCCCUCAGAAACAUUAUCAGCUGUAUGUUCCUGAGUCAGCGCAAGUUGGUUCCGCAGUAGGCAAAAUCAAGGCCAAUGAUGCAGACACUGGGUCAAAUGCGGAUAUGAAAUAUUCAGUUAUAAAUGGAGAUGGCUCUGGAGUGUUUACAAUAUCAACUGACAAAGAAACACGGGAAGGAAUUAUUUCAUUGAAGAAGCCACUCAACUAUGAAAAAAAGAAAUCCUAUACUCUUAAUAUAGAAGGAGCAAAUACCCACCUCGAUUUCCGCUUCUCACACUUAGGACCUUUUAAAGAUGUAACUAUGUUGAAGAUCAUUGUUGGGGAUGUGGACGAGGCUCCAGUGUUCACUUUGCCAUCUUAUAUCAUGGACGUUCAUGAAAAUGCCAGGAUUGGAACUAUUGUGGGGACAGUAACAGCCCAGGAUCCAGACAGUGCUAACAACUUAGUAAGAUAUUUCAUUGAUCACAACACUGAAGAAGAUAGAUAUUUCACCGUUGAUGCAAAUACAGGAACCAUUAAAACUGCCAAGGUUUUUGACAGAGAAGAAACCCCUUGGUACAACAUCACAGUCACUGCUUCGGAAAUUGAAAGUCCUGGUCUCCUGAGCCAUGUCCCUGUUGGAAUUAAAAUUCUUGACGUCAAUGACAACCCUCCAGAGCUUGCCGAAGACUAUGAUGUAGUUGUCUGCGAAAAUGCAAAGCCUAACCAGGUUAUUCAGACGAUCAGUGCUACGGACAAGGAUGACUUUGCAAAUGGACAAAGAUUUUAUUUUUCCCUGGAUGACAGCUUUCCUUCAAAUCCCAACUUUACAUUAAAGGACAAUGGAGAUAACACAGCCAGCAUCCUGACCCGUCGAAGGAAAUUUAGCCGGACUACUCAGGACACGUAUUACCUCCCCAUUGUGAUAUCUGAUGGAGGCGUCCCCUCUCUCAGCAGUAGCGCCACCCUUGUAAUACGUGUGUGUGCGUGUGAAAGGGAUGGCCGUGUGCGGACCUGCCACGCGGAAGCCUUCCUCUCCUCUGCUGGAUUGAGUACAGGGGCCUUAAUUGCCAUUCUGCUGUGUGUCAUUAUUCUCUUGGCAAUAGUGGUCCUUUUCAUCACUCUAAGACGCAGCAAAAAGGAGCCUCUGAUCAUUUCAGAGGAGGAUGUACGGGAAAAUGUGGUCACCUAUGAUGAUGAGGGAGGAGGUGAGGAAGAUACUGAAGCUUUUGACAUCACAGCUUUGCGGAACCCAUCAGCUGCUGAAGAACUGAGGUAUCGAAGGGAUGUUCGGCCUGAAGUCAAGCCUACAGUCAAGCAUCCCACUUCAUCCAGCCUUGACAGUAUAAAUGUUCAUGAAUUUAUUAAACAAAGACUGGCGGAAGCAGACCUUGAUCCUAGUGUGCCCCCGUAUGAUUCUCUACAGACUUAUGCAUACGAAGGUCAAAGGUCAGAAGCCGGAUCUAUCAGCUCUUUGGAUUCAGCAACUACACAUUCUGACCAGGAUUAUAAUUACCUUGGCGACUGGGGACCAGAGUUUAAGAAGCUAGCCGAACUUUAUGGAGAAAUAGAAUCCGAAAGAACAACUUAACUUUCUUUUAUCAUUACCCUAAUAAGGAACAUUUUAGUUCCCUAAAUAACUUGGAAAUGAAAAGAGUGAUAUCAAAAGAAAUAUAUACAUAUAUCUAUGAUUACAGUACUCUGAACAACUGGAAAAAGCUGUACACAGUUACUGUAGAAACAAGUGCCCUUUUCACAUUUGAAAGUGGGUUCUUCAAUUGGAAGAAAGUCAAAUUUUGAAGAAAAAAAACCUGCUACAAAAUAAAAGAUUGUCCCUUUGUGUAUAUUUUUAAUUGUUCAAUAAAUUUCAUGGUAAGGUGUCAGGAAUGACACCUUAUGAUA
Molecule: messenger RNA, 3355 nt
Organism: Anolis sagrei ordinatus
Lineage: Eukaryota; Metazoa; Chordata; Lepidosauria; Squamata; Anolidae
Product: cadherin-18
Biological process (GO): cell-cell junction assembly; homophilic cell-cell adhesion; multicellular organism development
Cellular component (GO): catenin complex; adherens junction; plasma membrane
Molecular function (GO): calcium ion binding; cadherin binding
Source: RefSeq, a predicted model, not a curated record